AUGCCUGGAAGAUUAUUUAAUCCACAACAUUUACAUUUCCCAUUGUUGGCUUUAUCCAUUGGUCUAUUGAGUUAUGCAUUGAUUACAGCCGAUUGGCCAUGUGGAAAUUUAUAUACACAAUGUUUUAAAACUAUUCCAAUCCUAAUUGUCAUCAUAUUAUUAUCUGCUGGUGUCGGUGGAUUAGGGCUGAUAUUUUUUUGUGAUCUAGUUGGUGCAUGCAGUAGUAAAUGGAUACCUGGACCAGUGUGUACUACAAUCAAAUUAAUGAUUUUAUUUAUAUCAGCUAGUGCUGUAUUAACAGGUAAUUUAUUGUAUACUUAUUGGAAAUUACCUUAUUGGUCAUAUACUUUAUCAUUAAUUGGUAGUGUCACUGCAUCACAAGUUGUCAUAUUAGCUAUAUUGAAUAGUCGGUGUUUAGCAUCGAAACUUUAA
Molecule: messenger RNA, 432 nt
Organism: Schistosoma turkestanicum
Lineage: Eukaryota; Metazoa; Platyhelminthes; Trematoda; Strigeidida; Schistosomatidae
Source: the annotation of a GenBank genome assembly